AUGAUCGCGGAAAAUCCGUGCAGAAGACUCGGACAAGAAGGAGAGCUGAUCCUGGAUGAACCCGUCACACAGGGAAUUCCAAUUGGCAUUCUCAAAAUGCUUGAAAUUGAUCCGUUUCUCGCACACGUAGUGGUUGAUGACGUUCCAGAUAAAGUUCUCCAAGUCGAAGUCGAAGUUAGGGAAGUCCUCACCAAGGUUUCUGAUCCGGUUACCAUCCAGGUCGAAUGUGAAUCUGUUAUCGACGAUAUUAAAUGGAUCCAUCUUUGGAUCAUGCACGUGAUAAAAUAG
Molecule: messenger RNA, 288 nt
Organism: Ogataea philodendri
Lineage: Eukaryota; Fungi; Ascomycota; Pichiomycetes; Pichiales; Pichiaceae
Exons: 1
Coding region: 1-288 (95 amino acids)
Source: RefSeq, a predicted model, not a curated record